UCGCAUCUCAUUCCUCUCACAUCUCGUCGUUUUGCCAUAUCUCGUCUUCCGGAAUCCCGUCGAGCCAAUCAAUCAGUUCCCCCCCCUAGGAUCCGUCCGUCCGUCCAUCGGCCGAUCAGCGCUUCGGUUCCCUUAUCUAAACCGCCUCACGCCUAUCGGCGUCACCUCACCACCGGCUUCUGGUCAUCGCCGCUCGUUCCAUCAGCGCAGCAGGACGAGCUAGUCGAGCCACGGGAUCCUCGAGCCAAGGGAUCGUCGAGCCGCGGGCAUGGAGGACUGUUGCGCGGUGUGCGCGGAGCCGUUGGAGUGGGUGGCGAUCGGGCCGUGCGGGCAUCGCGACGUGUGCUCCAUGUGCGUCGCGCGCCUGCGAGUCGUCAUGACCGACCAGCGCUGCUGCAUCUGCAAGCAGUCGUCGCUCGCCGUCGUCGUCACCAAGGCCCUGGGCGACUACACGCGAACGUCGUUCGACUUCGCAGCGCUGCCGUCGCUCGUCGUCACGCCCGGGCGACCCGGGGGCGGCGAGUACUGGUACGACAGCGCCAUGGGCGCGUAUUUCGACGACGAGGCGCACUUCAAAGCCAUGCGCGCAAUGACGCGCCUCACCUGCGCCAUCUGCGCCAAAUCCCCGCCCGCCGCCGCCGCCGCCGCCGCUGGCGGAGCGCAUCCGCCGUCCGCGGGCAAAGGCGCGCCGCCGCCGGGACUGUCGUUUCCUAGCGUGAGCGCGCUGAAGAGACACCUGAAAGAGUCGCACCACGUGGGCAUGUGCGAGCUGUGUCUCGAAGGGCGCAAGGUCUUCCUAUCGGAGCAGCGGCUGUACACGCGGCAGCAGGUGGAGCGGCACGAGGCGGGCGGCGAUCCCGAGGUGGACGGCAGCAGCGAGGAGGAGCGCGGGGGGUUCAAGGGGCACCCGCGCUGCGACUUCUGCUGGCGGCGCUUCUACGGCGACAACGAGCUCUUCCACCACAUGUCCACGGAGCACUUCACGUGCCACAUCUGCCAGCGCGCCAACCCUGGCAACUACGAGUAUUUUCGCUCCUACGUUGAUCUCGAGACGCACUUCCGCGGCGACCACCACAUGUGCGAGGACAGGGAGUGUUUGGAGAAGAAAUUCGUCGUCUUUCAAUCGGAGAUGGAGCUCAAGCAACACAUAGCGCAGCAGCAUGCAGGCAACAUGAAGCGCGCUGAGCGCAACCGAGCACUGCAGAUCCCCCCCUCUCAAUUCUUCAACUUCCGCUCCCUGCGCCCAGAGGGGGGGAGGGGGCGAGGCAGGGGGGGGCGACAGGGCGAGGCAGCCGUGGUGGCAGCGAGUAUUGAGUCAUCUCAGUUGGAGAGGGCUUUAAGGGAGUCAGCUGCUAUCGCAGGGGGAAAGCAACAACAGGCGAGGAGACGAGGAGGGGCUAGUGCUGCUGCAGACGAUUCUCUAUCCUCGGCCUCGUCAUCUCUACCAUCAUCCUCUGCUGUCCCUGCCUCCUCCUCUCCUGCCCAUUUCCCUCCUCUCCUCGCCCCUGACGCGUUCCCCCACCUCUCCGCCUCCUCCUCUCCUGCCCCUGCUGCUGCUGACCCAGCCGGCAAUAGCACCACCGCUACCACUGGCGGCAGCGGUGCUGUCAACAGUGGGCCGUUAACCGAGGGCAUGUCAGUGGCGGUGUAUCGACAGAUGGCACAGCGAAACACAGUCGCAGCAGCCGUGGCAGGAGGAGCAGCAGCAGGCGUGGGGGGCGCAUCGCAAGACGCCCUCUUUCCUCCCUUACCCUCUGCUGCCUCUGCCGCUGCCGCCGCCGCUCCCUCCGCCACGCCUGACACCUGGGGCCCAGGAAAGGCCAGCAGAGCCGGCGGCAAGGGAGGGAAGAUCAAGGGCGGGCUCGCAGUUCUUAACUCUGCUGGUCCUCUCGCCCCCUCCCAGCCCUCCGCAGGAGGGGGAAGGGGUAGUGCAGGGGUGUUACAGGCGGAUGCGUUUCCGAAGCUGGGAGAGACUAGAGCGGUGAAGGAUAGCUGGGAGGAGGAGUACGAUGAGAAGCAGCAGGAGGAGAAAACACGCUCCCCCCAGCAGCAGCAGCAGCAGCAGCAGCAGCAGCCACAGUCGCAGCCACAGCAGCAGCAGCAGAAGGAGAGCCGGAGCAGCAAGCGGGUUGGGGAGCUAUCCGGGGAAGAAGCCGCAGCACUCCGAGCAGCCAACAAGGCUUUAGUAGAGGAAAUCAAAUCCGGGCUAGGCGCGGGCAACAGCGCAGGGUUUGAGGAUUUCAAAGACAAAUCGGCGCAGUGGCGGUCGGGAGCGAUGCUGACAGUGGUGUACUACGCGCAUGUGUGUCGCCUGGGGCUGUCCCAUGUGGUUCCACGACUUGCUUCCCUUUGCCCUGACGCGGGGAAGAGGGAUGAGCUGCUGAGGGUGCAUGCUGCGAGGCAAGCAGUGGUAGUCGGGGUCGGGGAGGGGAGUGGAGAAGAGGGGGGGGGGAGGGGGAAGGGGAAGGGGCAAGGGGUUGGUGGCAGAGGGAAAGGAGAUGGAGUGGCAAGUAAUGGUGCUGCUGCUGGUUCUGCUUCUGCUGCUGGAGGGUCACGAGUAGCAGCUCUCUCGCGCCCCCUGCAUGCAUCCACCUCUGCGCCAGAGCUUGCUGCCUUGGCAGCACCACCCGCUCCUGCUCAUGCUCCUACUUCUGCUUGUCCGGCGCUCUCACCUGCGCCUUCUCGCUUCCAGACACAGUCUGGGGCAGGUGCAGCAGCAGCAGGGCGAGGAGGAGGGGGCGGGGGUGGAAGGGGAGGAGUGGGUAGUGGGAGUGGCAGUGGGAGCAGAAGCAGCAAGGAAGCGAACGGAGCAGGGGGUGGGGGGGAUUGGACGUGCAGUGUGUGCACCCUUGUCAACCCCCCUGUCUCUGUGCGCUGCUCUGUCUGCGGCUCUCUGCCCACCACUGCACCCACUGCACCCCUUGCACCGCCCGCCUCAUCUCCCCCCCUUGCCCCAACCCCCCCUCGCCGCAUCAGCAGCAUCGCAACAGGCACAGCCGACGCUGGGGAAGCCACAGGAGGAGGAGGGGGUUGGGGGAAGGGCAAGGGGAGGAAGAGCAAGGGAGUGAGGGUGCGGCUGGGUGAUGGGUCUGCUGCUGCACUGUUUGCACGCCUGGAUGGGACGGAGAGCCAAGGGGCGCCGAGCUCGUGGGCUGAUGCUGCUGGCAGAUGGUGAUUUGAGGGGCUGGGUUGGGAAGACGUGUCUCCGCUGGAUCUGCCAAAUCGACUCAUCUUAUCGAUGCAAUGUCGUUGAGAGGCAUGGUACAACUGUUAUUUUUGUUUGGAUAAUGGUUCGCAUGAUUGAUUUCCGAAGUCUGCACUAGCCUGAUGGUUGUACUUGUCAUUUUAGACAUGUGCUUAUAUGUAGAAGUUAUAGGCUAGACGGGUUUGUGUUUGUUGGGCUGAGAAAAGCCCUUAGGAUCUUUCCAGAGACUAAGUCCCAGUUGAAGAAUGAGACUUGAGUAGUGCAGCUGAAGUUGAGUAGUUGAACCCUUGUACUAGUAUAUGA
Closterium sp. NIES-67 is the source of this 3508-nucleotide messenger RNA. The record is from the annotation of a GenBank genome assembly. Lineage: Eukaryota; Viridiplantae; Streptophyta; Zygnematophyceae; Desmidiales; Closteriaceae.